ACCUAAUUGUUUACAUUUCUUGUUCGCCACAUUUUUGACUAAGCCACGAGAAGAAGCAGUCUAAAGCAGACCUUGUAGUUUUAAACUCUGAAACACCUGCCAAGAUGAGGCUGAAGUACGAAGCACUUCCCUAUAUUGAGAAAUACUUGGUUUUGGAUACAGAUUAUGACAAUUAUGCUAUAACAUGGUCUUGUUUGGAGUUACUACCGAAAAGGAAGUUUAGGGAAAUUUUGACUAUCUUCGCUCGAAAACCCAAGAUAAGCCAAGAGCUCCAGAAAUUCCUGAAUGAUUUUGUAGUAAAAAGGCAUAUAAAUACGAUUCUUUUAACUGGAAUUAAUCAAGACAAUUGUCCUGAAUCAUAGACUGACCACGACAUUUUGUGUUACUUAUUAUUCAGCGUAAUAAGUAUGUUUUCAUGCAGUUCUGUUUCCGAAUCUCAUAUUUAUAUUAAAAAUGCUUUUCCGGAGUUUG
Limulus polyphemus (Atlantic horseshoe crab) is the source of this 471-nucleotide messenger RNA. RefSeq names its product apolipoprotein D-like. NCBI's taxonomy places the organism in Eukaryota, Metazoa, Arthropoda, Merostomata, Xiphosura, Limulidae. The coding region runs from base 105 to 362 and encodes 85 amino acids. The record is from RefSeq and is a predicted model, not a curated record. The transcript is spliced from 3 exons.